This is a messenger RNA of Halteromyces radiatus, 2597 nucleotides long. RefSeq lists its product as uncharacterized. The transcript has 4 exons. Lineage: Eukaryota; Fungi; Mucoromycota; Mucoromycetes; Mucorales; Cunninghamellaceae. Gene Ontology annotation, molecular function: protein binding; protein-containing complex binding. The coding region runs from base 79 to 2529 and encodes 816 amino acids. The record is from RefSeq and is a predicted model, not a curated record.
UUUUUUUUCAUUUUCUCACUCUUUUUUUUUCAUUUUCUUUUUAUUUUAUUUUAUUUAUCUUUCAUACUCUAAUGUACCAUGAUUGAAGUAGAACAAAACUGGCCAACAACAACCAAUGAACAACAAAAUUAUCCUUUGGAUUUGAUAGCGUCUUUACGUCAACAUUCUUUAUUUCAACGCACUAACAAUGAAGAGUUUUUAUCCAAACUAGCCAGCAGUAUGCAUGUACGUAUUUAUAGUCCACGCGAUAUCAUCAUUGCCAAAGGUGAAGUGUCCAAAGCCAUGUUCUUUCUGUUACGUGGUCAAGUAGAAGUGUGUUCAGCCGACUUUGAACGGAUCUAUGCAACGUUACCUCAAGGUUCUUGUUUCGGUGAAAUAGGUAUUUUAUAUUCUAUGCCUCGUACUGCUACUGUAGUUGCCAGCACCAAAUGUACUGUAGCCGCCUUGACUGCCGAUCAAGUCCAUACUUUAUUACCUCAGUUCCCUGAUGUGGAAAAAAUCAUACGUUUUGAAGCUGAAGAACGACUUUGUAUCAUGUCAAAAUCAGAUCAACAACAAAAAUCAGAAACAUCAUCUCCUUCUUCUUCUUCCUCUUCUUCUUCUACUACUUCUACUACAGGAUGGUUAGGUGAUACUGAAAAGGUGAAUACUGUAGAACCUUCUGGGAUAGCUGGAACUGGUGGAAAUACCACUAGACAACGAAGAUCAAGUGUACAAUACAAUGUUGAAUCUUUUAGUAAAACCGGUAUUCGAAGUCAUCUUGAAAAGAUCCCUUUCUUUUUUGGUUGUUCUAUUGACUUUUUACAUCUUAUUUGUCUCUCUAUUCAACCAAGAAAUCAUGGUCCAAAUACAAUUAUUUUCAAUCAAGGUGAACAAGGCGAUGAAAUGUAUUUUAUUGUGGAUGGAUACUUGGAUGUUGAAUUGGAUGAAAAACAACUCAAUCGAUUAGGCCCUGGUGAUUAUUUUGGUGACACUUCAGUUUUACUCAACAUACCAAGAGCAACUACAGUGAAAACUGUAACAGAUGUCGAACUCUAUGUUCUCAAUCGAAUGAAUCUACAACGAGUAUGUGACAUGUUUCCUGAUACUGGUAGUCAUUUGAAAACAACAACUGAAAGCAGAUUACAUGAUCUCUAUCAAGAUAAUCUCAGUGAAUUACCAGGUGCACGAUCUCCUCAUGAAAUGGAAACCAUUCAACCACAAUCUAUUUGUCGAACUACCUGUGAUCAAGAUCCUACAUUACCUAUCACACCAGCAACAGAACUUCGGAACAAAGAAACCAAGAAACGGCGUGCAAGCGUUGCAGUUUGGAGUGAUCCUAUGUUAGUAGAUUUGGCAAAGAGAACAACCAGCAAACCUCUAGAUGAUGACGAAAUGGAAUUACCGAAUGAAAUAGAAUUACCUCCUGUAUGGGCUGUUCCACAUACACCACCUGAAGAGAUGGAUAUGGAUACUUUGAAAAAAAUGCCAGGUGACCGAUUUACCAGUUUGAACCCAUCGAUCCUAGUCCAUAUCAUGUCGUUUCUUGAUUUUGGUACAUUGAUCCAAGUCAUCCGUGUCAAUCAAGCGAUGCGAUCCAUGUUCAAGAAUGACCAACUAGUACAGUCUAUCGAUCUCAGCCUAGCGCAUAAGAAAGUCACCGAUGACACUUUUGCGUAUUUGAUGCCUAUGGUUCGUCGACGUCUCCGAUCACUCUGUUUAGCCCAAUGUUUCCAUCUGACGGAUGUUGGCUUUCGAUCCUUAUGGAUGGAAAAAGAAGAUUCACCCUUGUUUUCACCAGCACCUUUGCAAUAUUUACAUACUUUGGAUUUGAAUUCCUGUUGGCUCUUGACGGAUAAAAGUUUACAAUUAUUGGGAGAAAAGUGUCCUCAACUGACAAGAUUAGAUCUAUCCAAUUGUCGAAAGAUCACCAAUGGCGGCAUGUAUUUAUUUUUGGAGGCCAAACGGGUCAAUCACAGCAAAGGAUUGGAAUGGCUUUCGUUAUCGUACUGCAAGAACCUGAACGAUGUGACCAUGCAACAUUUGGCGGAAUAUACAAACACGACAUUGACGUACCUGAAUAUACAACGAUGUACCAAGAUCACCGACCAAGGCUUUGUGGCAUGGACAAGCAAUCCUGUCUUCAUCAAGUUGCAGCACUUGUUACUGAUGGAUUGUAGCUUUUUGACCGAUCGAACCAUCCAAUUGAUCUGCCAGGCCGCUCCCUUGUUGACAAGACUGUCGCUUAGUUUCUGUUGUUCUCUGAGUGAUAGUGCCAUGAUCCCUCUCUCCCACAUGACAAACUUGGCCGAUCUGGAUAUGAGCUUUUGUGGUGCUGCUGUGUCCGAUCAUUCUUUGAAAUUAUUAUUAUCCAUGACUCCUUCUUUGAAAUGCCUGAAUUUACGUGGCUGUGUGCGUGUCACGGGCGAUGGACUCUUGGCUUUACUGGAUCAUCGUCAACUGCAUGAACUCAACAUCUCUCAAUGUCCUUGUGUCUCCAUACAAUCUGGCAAAAAACUCGCGGCACUUGUACAUCAUCUUUCCAUCUAAAUACAUUUUUUAUUUAUUUAUCAUUUUUUAUCAUUCUUUUUUUUUUAUAUAUCUAUUUACAUCUAUGC